CGAAGAUCGCAGACCAACCGAUGAUGCAACACUGCGGCCCACAGACCAAUUGAGACGGAACAAACACUUGGGAAGAGCAGACCUGAACUGCCGGAACUACCUUGCUGGGAUACUGCCUUAUUUUUUUUUAAAAAAAAGAAAGAAACUAACCUUGUUUUCUUUAUCUUUUUAUUUUCUUUCCUUCAGAGCUUUUUUCCCCCUCCAGACUUGGCAUGCCAGAUCCGGCGGCCAGGAACCGGAAGAGUCUGAAGAAGCGAGUCGACAAGAGAGCCGCCGCCGCCGCCUCCCGAGACAUGUCGAAACUCUCGCCGUCGCUCAAAGCGCUCAUCAACGCGCCGUUCGCACGGCCCGGCCAGGCGCCCGCGCCACGACACAUUCGCGAUGUGUACACGCGCAUCGCGCACGAGGCUCGCGAGCGCAGGUACGGCGAGCGGCCGUGGGUGACUCUCUCCGCGGCAGCAACGUUCACGCUCAACUCGCCGGCCUCGCUGCUGGUCCUGCACGAGCUGGCGCCGGGCCUGAGCGGCGGGGUGCUCUCGCCGCUGGCGGCGGCCGAGCUGAUCCGCGAGGUCGGGCUCAAGUGCAUCUCGUUCAACGGCAUCCCGCGCACCAUCAACUGCCUGGGCGCCUUCAGGGCCGGCGUCGCGCACCACCCCUGGGCCGCCGACCUGGCCGCGCGGGCGCCCUCGCGCGAGGUCACCCCGGCCGCCCUCCCGGCCGUCGACGCCCGCGGCCGCGCCCUCUGGCACAGCGUCUACACCCCCUUCGACGACAAGCUCGUCGCCAAGCUCGCCGACAGCCACCCGGACCUGCCCGUGCACAUCCUCGGCAGCCACUACGGCCCGCUCCUCUCCGACCCGCCCCGGCCGCGAUCAGGGACCGCGCCCGCGUCGUCCCCGUCGUCCCCGUCGUCCCCGUCGUCCCCGUCGUCCCUGCCGCCGCCGGCGGAGGCGACGGUCGGACGGAACCUGACGAGCGUGGUGGCGGUGGCGUGCCUGCGGGCGCAGACGGGCGUGGGGCCGCAGGUGCUCUCGCACGUCUUCGGCCUGCGCAAGGGCGUCGAGCAGGGCGCGCACCGGGACGAGGCCGCCGCGGCGCUGGGGCCCGAGCGCGGGCCCGCCGAGGCCGACGGCCUCGAACGGCUCGCCUCGGACGAAGGCUGCGAGUGGCUGCUGCGGAGCGUCGACGCCAUCGCCGAGGCGGUCGGGCCCAGCUUCGCGCGCUGGGACGGCGAGGGCCAGGGCGAGGGCAAGAGCCAGGGCCAGGGCAAGAGCGAGAACGGGAGCGAGAGUGAGGGCGAGGGCGGGAAGGAAAAGGCCAAGUUAUAGGCUGAAUCUCAUUUUUUUUUCUCCCUCUUUUUUUUUCAUCCCCGGUCUCACUUCGCUUUUGCUUUUUCGCUUUUGUUUUUUAUAUAUACCUAGAG
Molecule: messenger RNA, 1423 nt
Organism: Thermothelomyces thermophilus ATCC 42464
Lineage: Eukaryota; Fungi; Ascomycota; Sordariomycetes; Sordariales; Chaetomiaceae
Exons: 2
Coding region: 213-1328 (371 amino acids)
Source: RefSeq, a predicted model, not a curated record